Trichomonas vaginalis G3 is the source of this 642-nucleotide messenger RNA. RefSeq names its product Ankyrin repeat family. The record is from RefSeq and is a predicted model, not a curated record. NCBI's taxonomy places the organism in Eukaryota, Parabasalia, Trichomonadida, Trichomonadidae. Bases 1 to 642 code for a protein of 213 amino acids. Gene Ontology annotation, molecular function: protein binding. The transcript has a single exon.
AUGAAUUUUGAUAUCUUGUAUUGUCUUGUUAAAGGAAACACAGCAGCAGCAAACUUUUUCAUCGAGAAUGGUUUAGGUGACUACAAAAUGCUCAACGAAAUGAAGUAUCCAAUCAACCCAUUGGACUUAGCAAUCAUUUAUCUAAAUAUCGAACAAGUAAAAUUCAUUGACAAGAAACUUGAUUUGGAUGAGAAAGAUAACUUAGAAAAAGAAGGUUUGGAUGUUGAUUCAGAAUCAGAAGAAAACACAUAUAGUGAUGAUGACUAUGAUGCACAAUACAAAUUCAAGUAUCCUCCUCUUGUUUAUGCUAUUUGCCAUCCGAGAAAAGAAUGCGUUGAAUAUUUAAUUAAAAGAGGAGACAAAGUUGAAUUCACAUUCACAUCGAGCUCUUAUAAUGAUUACAUCAGACCAUUUAAAGCAGUUUAUACUCCUCUUGGAGCCGCCAUCGAUUUUGGAUAUAGCGAAAUUGCAAAAUUACUCAUCAAUAAUGGUGCAAAUGUCAACGCUGAAAUCAGGAGGGACUUGAAAACUUAUCCUGUUUUUGCUUUAUCAAUUGAGAAAUACAUGCUUGAUAUUUCGAAACUUCUCCUUAAGAAAGGUGCAGAUGCUUAUCACUCAGUAAUUCUUUUUAGUCACUCAUAA